GUCACCCCGGCGUCCCCAUGGCCCCCACGGUGCCGCUGCCUGCCCUGGCGCUGGUGGCCCUGGUGGCCCUGGUGGCCCCGGGGCUCGGGGUGGCCCCCGGCUGUGACCGCCCUGCCCACCUCUGGUGCAGCUCGCCGGAGAUCGCCGUCGCCUGCCAGGUGGAGAACCGCUGCCCCAACCUCCCUCGCCCCGCGGCUGCCCCGGUGGAGCUGAGCCUGUACUAUGAGAGCCUGUGCCCAGCGUGCCGUGAGUUCCUGGUCCUGAAGCUCUUCCCCACCUGGCUGCUGCUGCCCUCGGAGAUGCUGAACAUCACCCUGGUGCCCUAUGGCAAUGCCCAGGAGAGGAACGUCAGCGGGAAGUGGGACUUCCAGUGCCAGCACGGCCCCGAGGAGUGUUUGGGCAACAUGAUCGAGGCCUGCCUGAUGCACGAGGCCAAGAACUUCAGCACCUACUUCCCCAUCAUCUUCUGCCUGGAGUCGGGCAGCUCCGUCACCAAGAACCUGGAGGCUUGCCUGCAGAUCUAUGCCCCAGACCUGGACAGGGGCCAUAUCGCCGACUGCAUGCAGGGGGACACAGGGUUGGCCCUGAUGCACCAAAACGCCCAACUGACUGAGGCACUUGACCCCCCCCACCAGUUUGUGCCCUGGAUCGUCAUCAACGGGAAGCACACGGAUGAGCUGCAGGCACAGGCAGAGGCCUCGCUGCUGGGGCUGGUUUGCCAUCUCUACCAGGGGGAGAAGCCUGAAGUCUGUGUGAGCUCAAAGGCCCUGAAGAUCCCGUUGGGCUGCAGGCGCUGAGGGACGUUGUGGGAGCACCAAGGGAGAGGCCAAUAAAAAGGAUAUUUUUUUGAAAAAAA
Molecule: messenger RNA, 856 nt
Organism: Corapipo altera (White-ruffed manakin)
Lineage: Eukaryota; Metazoa; Chordata; Aves; Passeriformes; Pipridae
Gene: IFI30
Product: IFI30, lysosomal thiol reductase
Exons: 7
Coding region: 18-797 (259 amino acids)
Cellular component (GO): lysosome
Molecular function (GO): oxidoreductase activity, acting on a sulfur group of donors, disulfide as acceptor
Source: RefSeq, a predicted model, not a curated record